Neltuma alba is the source of this 1473-nucleotide messenger RNA. RefSeq lists its product as uncharacterized. The record is from RefSeq and is a predicted model, not a curated record. The coding region runs from base 21 to 1070 and encodes 349 amino acids. The transcript is spliced from 4 exons. Lineage: Eukaryota; Viridiplantae; Streptophyta; Magnoliopsida; Fabales; Fabaceae.
UUUGCAUAAGUGCAGAAAAUAUGUUUAUGCUUGCAGUAUCUGUCUUGUUAGUGACGAUUCUGAUACAUGCUUACUAUGAAAGGACAAUGAAGCCCCCAGAACCAAGAAUCUGCGGGACUCCGAACGGCCCGCCGGUGACCUCACCGAGAAUCAAGCUCAGUGAUGGUAGACAUUUGGCUUACAGAGAAAGAGGAGUCCCUAAACAAGUUGCCAAACACAAAGUCAUACUUGUCCAUGGCUUUAACAGCUCCAAGGACAUCUAUUUGCCACUUUCUAAAGAAGUAGUGGACGAGUUGGGAUUGUACGUGCUGACAUAUGACAGAGCUGGGUAUGGAGAGAGCGAUCCAAACCCAAAACGCAGCGUCAAGACUGAAGCUUUUGAUAUCCAAGAACUGGUUGAUCAGUUGGAACUGGGUCAAAAAUUCUACCUCAUUGGUCUCUCCAUUGGAACACAUCCAGUCUGGGGUUGCCUUAAAUACUUACCACACAGGCUAGCUGGAGUGACAAUGGUGGUUCCUGUGAUAAAUUUCUGGUGGCCAUCUUUUAAUCCAGAAUUGGCGAACAGGAUAUUCAAGAAGCAACUCAAAAGAGAUCAAUGGAAACUCAGGAUUUCACACUAUGCUCCUGGCCUGGUCUACUGGUGGAUGACCCAAAAGAUUUUCCCUUGUUGUUCUAUAAUGCAGGAACACCCAAUUCUAGCUAACAGACGAGACGUACAAACCAUAAAGCAAAUGUCACAUGUACCUAUGCCUCACGAGCAUAAGAUUAGGCAGCAGGGCGAUUUCGAAUCGCUGCAUAGGGACCUGAUGGUGCAUUUUGGGAGGUGGGAGUUCGAUCCGAUGGAGAUGAAGAAUCCAUUCCCAGAAAAGGAAGGUUGUGGUGUGUAUCUAUGGCAGGGUCAUGAAGAUAAGUUAGUGCCCUAUGAACUGCAACGAUAUCUGGCGAACAAGCUUCCAUGGAUAAAGUACGUUGAGGUUGAAGAUGGUGGGCAUCUUAUGAUUCACGAACCAGGUUUAUGUGAAGCUAUUUUCAGACAACUCUUGCUCGGCCAACAACCCUCUCUCCAGUAGCUUUUUCAACUUGUACCGUAAUCUUUUGGUUCGGUUACAGCUCUGUUACGAUAAAAUUACACAACCCACGUCGUUUUGGAUUUCUGAGGCUUUUGGCCAUCGAUUUCUGAGUUUUUGAGUUUAACUCACUGUCGAUAUCAUAGCGGUGAGUUUUGGUAAAUUUUGAUUUUCAAAAUUGACUUCGCUAGAGGUCGGUCCGAAGUUGAAAGGUCAAGAAAACCAUAAAUAGUAAUAAUAGGUGAAAUUCAAACCAAUCCGCAAUUCGUGUGGUUCAACUCAUAAAAAACGGAACUAGUCAAGAUAGUUCGAGUUUAACACUUUUCAUGUGUGACGAGGACUAUUUAUAAGUGCAGCAUGACAAUACAAAUAUUACUACUUCCGGUGUGUAGUUUAUAGUACAAUU